AACAGGGGCUUGGUUCUGUAUUUCAACAAAUGUUGUUUCUCUAAGUAACAUAGAAAUACUUGCUAGCAAACAAUGAUGAUGGCAAUGUGCACCCAAUUAAGACCACCACAUGCAGGGACUCUACCACAAUGCCACCUAAACGCCCCAACCCAAAAAGUCCUAACAUCCGAAAAGACAAACUCGAUGUCUCCUGAAAAGAAAGAAAUUUUUAAGUCAUUAGAGAGUUGGGUAUCACAAAGUGUGCUGCCACUAGCCAAACCCGUGGAGGAAUGCUGGCAGCCAUGUGAUUUUUUGCCAGAUUCAUCAUUGCCGUCGGAUGAGUUCAUCGAUCAAGUGAAAGAUUUAAGAAAUCGAACGGUAGAGCUUCCGGAUGAUUAUCUUGUAGUUUUGGUAGGUGACAUGAUCACUGAGGAAGCAUUACCUACGUACCAAUCAUGGAUAAACCAGUUUGAUGGGAUUUGUGAUGAGACUGGUGCAAGCAACAGUCCAUGGGCCAUAUGGACACGCUCUUGGACUGCCGAGGAAAACAGGCAUGGAGAUUUGCUUAAAACUUAUCUCUAUCUUUCUGGUCGGGUUGAUAUGCACAUGAUCGAGAAGACUAUCCAAUACUUGAUCAGAGCGGGCAUGGAUAUAGGAACUGAAAACAACCCAUAUAUGGGCUUUGUGUAUGCAUCCUUUCAAGAGCGAGCCACUUUUCUGUCAGACGGCAGCUUGGGUCGGCUAGCUAAGGAGAGAGGUGAUCCAGUGCUUGGGCGCAUAUGUGGUACCAUUGCUGCAGAUGAGAAACGCCACGAGAUUGCAUAUGAGAGGAUCGUGGAAAAACUUCUAGAAGUGGACCCCACUGAGACAAUGAUAGCCAUCGCAAAAAUGAUGAACGACAACAUAAAGAUGCCUGGACACUUGAUGCAUGAUGGUCGGGACCCACACCUUUUCAGUCAUUUCUCUGCAGUGGCACAACGUAUUGGGGUUUACACCGUUAGUGACUACAUUGAUAGCUUGGAGUUCUUGAUUGGACGGUGGAGAUUAGAGAAGCUAGAGGGUUUGACGAGUGAGGGAAAACGUGCACAGGAGCUCGUGUGCAGUCUUUCACCAAAGAUUAGGAGGCUACAAGAGCGUGCUGACGAGCGAGUGCGAAAGAUGAAUCCUCAGUUUAGUUGGAUCUUCAAUAAAGAGAUUCCCAAAUAAAAGUGCUCAAAAAUUUCCAAAAAAAAUGUACUAUGAAGAAACAAACAUUAGUCGUAUCUUACAAUAUCUCCCUAACCUAGUGUUUGCUUAUCGUGAGUAUUGGUGCGCUGUUGUGUCCAGCCCCUGACUUGUUCUGUUUUUAUUUUUUUGUUAUCAGUUGUCCUCUUGUUAAAAAAAAAUAAAUAAAGAAAUUGUUGCAGCAAAA
This is a messenger RNA of Medicago truncatula (barrel medic), 1390 nucleotides long. RefSeq names its product stearoyl-[acyl-carrier-protein] 9-desaturase 6, chloroplastic. Bases 73 to 1185 code for a protein of 370 amino acids. Gene Ontology annotation, cellular component: chloroplast stroma. Gene Ontology annotation, biological process: fatty acid metabolic process. The transcript has 2 exons. NCBI's taxonomy places the organism in Eukaryota, Viridiplantae, Streptophyta, Magnoliopsida, Fabales, Fabaceae. The record is from RefSeq and is a predicted model, not a curated record. Gene Ontology annotation, molecular function: stearoyl-[ACP] desaturase activity.